This is a messenger RNA of Peronospora matthiolae, 198 nucleotides long. Lineage: Eukaryota; Oomycota; Peronosporomycetes; Peronosporales; Peronosporaceae. The record is from the annotation of a GenBank genome assembly.
AUGGACGCCAUGUCGAUCACCACCGCCGCCCGCAUCAACAGUUUAGCCGGAACAAACUUCCAUACGUGGAAGUUCAAGAUGCAGAUGGUGCUGGAGGAGCGCGACUUGUGGGAUGUCGUGAGUGGGGAGGUGAAGCUUGAGCACUGCGUGACGACAUUGGACCAAGCAACGUUCAAAAGGAAGUCGCGCAAAAAAUAA